This is a messenger RNA of Trichophyton rubrum CBS 118892, 828 nucleotides long. RefSeq lists its product as uncharacterized. NCBI's taxonomy places the organism in Eukaryota, Fungi, Ascomycota, Eurotiomycetes, Onygenales, Arthrodermataceae. The coding region runs from base 1 to 828 and encodes 275 amino acids. The record is from RefSeq and is a predicted model, not a curated record. The transcript is spliced from 2 exons.
AUGGAUCUCAGCAAACGCUGCGGCAGCCCUGAAUCCCCCAAACGCAAGAAACGGAAAACGAAACAUGCUUUGAGACCCAGAUCAGCUUCAGCUCCAGCUCGAUCUAGAGUUCCACGGCCUGAGACUCCUCCUGAACCCAAGGCUAAAGACCCAUUGACGAAGGAAGCCCUUGAUGCAUUGAAUAAAUUCGUCAUGGCUAAUCCUAGUGCUGAGGCCUUGAAUGAACGCGAGUCAGGGCCAAAGAUGAAGCUUCUCUAUGCCCCUGACUACUUCAAUGCAUGUGACUUUGUUGCACAAUGCGAAAUGCAAGAGAUUGCUGACAAUGGAGGCUUUGAUAUGUCUGGCUUGAGAAUCGCCUUGCAUGACCGGACUCAUGACUAUGCUUGCAUUGAAGUUCCAAAGGGUGACGAAGACUAUGCCGCUGAACAGUUUGCGGAUGACGAGGACGACGGAGCUGUCUGCGAAGACGGCAAAUAUGGCAAAGAUCAUGAUAUCCAGGUUGAAGGCGCUAUUGAUAUUGAAGGCAAUAUGGUUGGCAACCGCGCUAUCGAGCUUGCUUCCAGGGAGGCCUGGCUUGGGGCUCACGGGCUGGUCCUGGACACUGCCGCAGAUAGAAGAUUUGAGCUUCGUCCUGCUACUAGGUCACCAUCUCCAGAGUCUGAUGGUGAAGAUGAUGAACCCGUCGCUGGAUUGCCAACCUAUUUUGGCGAACCAGUCGACUUGAACCUGAACGACUAUACCAAGGUUCGCCUUGCAAUCGAAGAAACCGCUGUCAUCAUGAGGGGUUUUUUCCGUCUGCAGAUGUCGGAGAAUGAGAACGAGGACUAG